This is a messenger RNA of Nicotiana tabacum (common tobacco), 1209 nucleotides long. The record is from RefSeq and is a predicted model, not a curated record. Lineage: Eukaryota; Viridiplantae; Streptophyta; Magnoliopsida; Solanales; Solanaceae.
AUGACCGAGCUUGUUGGCUCUCAUACCGCAUCCAUUAAAAAAUUGGAGAUGCAAAUGAGACAUCUCUCUAGGGAACAAAACCCGAAGCAAAAAGGGACACUUCCAAGUGACACAAUUACGAACCCAAAGGGUAGUAGGAGUGGUCCAACUUCUCAUAUCAUGGCAAUUACUACUCGGAGUGGGAAGGUACUACAAGGAGGGAGUGAACAAGUGGUUGAAGUCGAAGAAUCCAAACAUGAGGCUUUGGUUGAAGAGCCAAGUGUUGUUGAAGUUGAAAAGUUAUCGGUGAAUAUUCCAUUUGUAGAAGCAUUUCAAGAGAUGUCGGGUUUUGCUAAAUAUUUGAAAGACUUUAUUACCAAGAAGAGAACCACCAAGAAUGAAGUGGUGAAUGUGACUCACCAGGUUAUUUCCAUCACUGCAACAUCCACCGUUCAAAAGAAAAAAGACCUGGGAGCUUUCACCAUUCCAUAUCCUAUUAGGACACAUGAUUUUGCAAGAGCCCUUUGUGAUAAUGGGGCUAGCAUCAACUUAAUGCCUCUUGUCAUUUACAAGCAAGUAGGGUUAGGUAUGCCAAGGCCCACAAGUAUGAGAUUGCAAAUGGUCGAUCGUUCCAUAAAUAAACCGGUGGGAAUUGUCGAUGAUGUGCUUGUAAAAGUGGGAAAGUUUCAUUUACCCACCGAUUUUGUAAUCCUUGAUUGUGCAGUUGACAAAGAGAUCCCUAUCAUUUUGGGAAGACCAUUCCUUACCAAAAGAAGAGCACUAAUGGAUUCGGAACGGAAUGAGAUCAAAUUCUGUGUUAAUGAUAAAGAGGUUACAUUCCAAGCAAGUAAGGAUAUGAAACUACCACAUGAAUAUGAAAGCAUCUCGGUGAUUGAUGUUGUUGAUGAAGUGGAAGAUGCGGUUGAAAUGAAGAUGGAAGAACAAUGCCUCGGUGAGGUGUUGGCGGCUAUUUUGGUGAACUUCGAUGGUGAAGAUAUGGAUGGCUAUAUGGAAUUAGUCAAUGCAUUGGAUGGGCUUGGGUCCUACACUUAUGCUCCGGCGAAGCUCUCUCUCGACUUGGAGAAUAGAGCCACUCCUCCCGCAAAACCUUCCAUUAUUGAGCCACUGCAACUAGAGCUCAAACCACUUCCACCACAAUUGAGGUAUAAAUAUUUUGGCUUAAAUGAUACUUUACCAGUAAUCAUUUCUUCUUUGUUUAAUGAUGUGUAG